GCAAACCCGGCACAAGAUGGCGGCGGUGGCGGUAGCGGCAGUGUCGGCGCGUAGGAGGCGGUAUUGGAUAGGUUUGCUACUGGCCUAUUUAGGGGUGUUUCUGGGAGUUACCCUAGCUGUCGAUAGGAGCAACUUCAAGACCUGUGAAGAGAGCUCCUUCUGCAAGCGGCAGCGAAACAUACGACCUGGCCUUUCUUCAUACCGAGCCUUGCUGGACACGCUGCAGCUUGGUCCUGAUGGCCUCACAGUACAUAUCAUCAAUGAUGUCACCAAGGUGUCACUGGUGCUAGAGCUCCAGGGGCUCCAAAGGAACAUGACGCGGAUCAGGAUUGAUGAACUGGAGCCUCGGCGGCCCCGAUACCGUGUGCCAGAUGUGUUGGUAGCUGAACCCUCCCCUGCUCGGCUUUCUGUCUCUGGCCGUGAUGACAACAGUGUGGAGCUAACUGUGGCGGAGGGGCCCUAUAAAAUCAUCUUGACAGCACAGCCGUUCCGCCUGGACUUGUUGGAGGACCGCAGCCUUCUGCUCAGUGUCAAUGCCCGCGGACUCUUGCAUUUUGAGCAUCAGCGAGCUCCCAGAGCCUCUUUCUCGGAUAAAGUUAGUGUCACGCUCGGUAGCAUGUGGGAUAAGAUCAAGAACCUUUUCUCUAGGCAAGGAUCAAAAGACCCAGCUGAGGGCGAUGGGGCCCAGCCCGAGGAAUCACCUGCAGAUGGUGACAAGCCAGAGGAGACCCAGGGGAAGGCAGAGAACGAUGAACCAGGAGCCUGGGAGGAGACAUUCAAAACUCACUCGGACAGCAAACCUUAUGGCCCCAUGUCUGUCGGCCUGGACUUCUCCCUGCCAGGCAUGGAGCAUGUGUAUGGGAUUCCUGAGCAUGCAGACAGCCUGAGGCUGAAGGUCACUGAGGGUGGGGACCCGUAUCGCCUCUAUAAUUUGGAUGUAUUCCAGUAUGAGCUGUAUAACUUCAUGGCGCUGUAUGGAUCCGUGCCUGUGCUCCUGGCACACAGUGCACACCGGGACCUGGGCAUCUUCUGGCUCAAUGCCGCAGAGACCUGGGUCGACAUAUCCUCCAACACUGCAGGAAAGACCCUCUUUGGGAAGAUGCUAGACUACCUGCAGGGCUCGGGGGAGACCCCACAGACAGAUGUUCGCUGGAUGUCGGAGAGUGGCAUCAUCGAUGUCUUCCUGCUGCUCGGACCCUCAGUCUUCGAUGUCUUCCACCAGUACGCUAGUCUCACAGGGACCCAGGCAUUGCCCCCGCUCUUCUCCCUCGGCUACCACCAGAGCCGCUGGAACUACCGGGAUGAGGCUGAUGUGCUAGAAGUCAGCCAGGGCUUCGAUGACCACGACCUGCCCUGUGAUGUCAUCUGGCUGGACAUUGAGCACGCUGAUGGCAAGCGGUAUUUCACCUGGGACCCCAGCCGUUUCCCCCAACCCCUCACCAUGCUCGAGCAUCUGGCCUCCAAGAGGCGGAAGCUGGUGGCCAUUGUAGACCCCCACAUCAAGGUGGACUCUGGCUAUCGUGUGCAUGAAGAGUUGCGGAAGGAGGACCUGUAUGUUAAAACUCGUGAUGGCUCUGACUACGAGGGCUGGUGCUGGCCAGGUGCAGCUAGUUAUCCUGACUUCACCAAUCCCAGGAUGCGGGCUUGGUGGGCCAACAUGUUCAGCUUUGACAAUUAUGAGGGCUCCAAUUCUAACCUCUAUGUCUGGAAUGACAUGAAUGAGCCAUCAGUGUUCAAUGGCCCGGAAGUCACCAUGCUCAAGGAUGCGCAGCAUUAUGGGGGCUGGGAGCACCGAGAUGUGCACAACAUCUAUGGCCUCUACGUGCACAUGGCGACUGCUGAAGGGCUGGUGCUGCGCUCCGGGGGCAUCGAACGUCCCUUUGUCCUGAGCAGGGCUUUCUUUGCUGGCUCUCAGCGCUACGGAGCUGUGUGGACUGGGGACAACACUGCCGAGUGGGAGCAUCUGAAGAUCUCCAUCCCAAUGUGUCUCAGCCUGGGGCUGGUGGGGCUGUCCUUCUGCGGGGCGGAUGUGGGCGGCUUCUUCAAAAACCCAGAGCCAGAACUGCUUGUGCGCUGGUACCAGAUGGGUGCCUACCAGCCAUUCUUCCGGGCACAUGCCCACUUAGACACAGGGCGGCGAGAGCCCUGGCUGUUGCCAUCUCAGUACCAUGAGAUGGUCCGUGAUGCUUUGGGCCAGCGGUAUUCCUUGCUGCCCUACUGGUACACCCUCUUCUACCAGGCCCAUCGGGAAGGGAUUCCUGUCAUGAGGCCCCUAUGGGUGCAUUAUCCGCAGGAUGUGACCACCUUCAGUAUAGAUGAUCAGUUCCUGCUUGGGGAUGCAUUGCUGGUUCACCCUGUGUCAGACUCCGGGGCUCAUGGCGUGCAGGUCUAUCUGCCUGGCCAAGGGGAGGUGUGGUAUGACACUCAGAACUACCAGAAGCAUCAUGGUCCCCAGACCCUGUACCUGCCCGUCACCCUAAGUAGUAUCCCUGUGUUCCAGCGUGGAGGCACGAUUGUGCCCCGGUGGAUGCGCGUGCGCCGGUCCUCAGACUGCAUGAAGGAUGACCCCAUAACGCUGUUCGUUGCUCUCAGUCCCCAGGGGACAGCCCAAGGAGAGCUCUUUCUAGAUGACGGGCACACAUUCAACUACCAGAAUCAUCAUGAGUUCCUGCUGCGUCGAUUCUCGUUCUCUGGCAAUACCCUUGUCUCCAGCUCAGCCGACCCCAAAGGCCACUUUGAGACACCAAUCUGGAUUGAGCGGGUGGUGAUAAUAGGGGCUGGGAAGCCUGCAGCUGUGGUGCUCCAGACGAAAGGAUCUCCUGAAAGCCGCCUGUCCUUCCAGCAUGACCCUGAGACUUCUGUGUUGAUUCUCCGCAAGCCUGGCGUCAAUGUGGCAUCUGACUGGAGUAUUCACCUGCGAUAACGCAAAGGACAUUGGGGAGGGUGGCAGGAAUGAUGAGUUAUUCUUCCUUCUGCCUUGUAAUUUGACCUCCCCAGACAUCACCUUUUCUUAUCCUAAGACCCAGACUCUGUCAACCCCUGGGCGAAAUGAGAGGGUUAUCCUUGGGCUCUGAAUUCCUCUUGUGAUCUCUUGACCUCUCCUGCCCUGUGACACCAACACUUUCCCUUCAUGCCCUAGUACUAUUUGCUGCUCUAACUGGAGCACAUUCACCUGUGAAGAUCUGAGGACCACAGGGCCCUUGCUGUCUCUUUUUGGGGCCCUGAGUCUUCUCUGGACCCUGUUCAUUCAUAUCUCUGUGUGUUGAAGCCAUUUCGUGGAAGCAGAUGAGGGCAGUGAGCUUUAGGGCUCCUUUCCUGUUUCCCUUGUCCUCCCCACCAAAUUGUUUUCCCUCCUGGUGGUUCUCUGUCACCCCUCCCCUGUUUAUGCCCCCUUGAUAGGGGUUGAAUGGGUCAAAGGAGGUUGCUGGAGAACUAUUGGUCGUAGUCCACAUCCCCACCCCCAACCUUUCCUGUCCCUUACUCUCCCCGGUCCUUCUAGAGCUGCUGCAGUUCUGACAGGGGCAGGUCUGCCUCCCCUGUCCCUUAGGGAAAAGAAGUUUCCAUUCCUUCUAAAAGGGGUUGGACAUUAAACUUCUUUGAUCCCUUUUUGUCCCCUUGAGGGGCAUUCAAGAUGGAGAAAUCAGUUGUGGUUUCAU
Molecule: messenger RNA, 3656 nt
Organism: Condylura cristata (star-nosed mole)
Lineage: Eukaryota; Metazoa; Chordata; Mammalia; Eulipotyphla; Talpidae
Gene: GANAB
Product: glucosidase, alpha; neutral AB
Exons: 25
Coding region: 17-2923 (968 amino acids)
Biological process (GO): N-glycan processing; carbohydrate metabolic process
Cellular component (GO): glucosidase II complex
Molecular function (GO): glucan 1,3-alpha-glucosidase activity; carbohydrate binding
Source: RefSeq, a predicted model, not a curated record